AUGAACACUCACCAGGGCUACAGAAAUUCAUUGGCAGAUUCGAUGUCAGGGGAUGCGACGAAGUAUAAUCUGCGAUGUAAUCGAAACAUCAGUGAAAAGAUGACGAAGAAGGAUUUCGUGUACGACAUCCGUCCACCGAUUCAAAGUUCUAGAAAGUUGGAAGAAGGUAAAUUGCCAAUCGUAUUACCGCUACAGCUGCGACGUAAACAAAGUCUCGACUCGAAAAUACCACAGUACACGGUGAUUUCGGAAAAGAACAACUACAGAAGUAGCGGCGACGCCACGAACCUUUCAGAGCAGCGACCAUUGGGAUUCGAGUGCAAUUUCUGUCACGAGCAAAUUGCCACUUUGCUAUCGCUAUCGACACACGUCAAGUUUCAUCGUCGAAGAUAUUGCAAGUACUGUUACUGGAUACUGUUGGAGAACGAAACGAUGGACGAUCACAUCGAAAGUGUACACCCAAUCGAUUUAGGAAUUACAACGAACGUCUAACGUGUGUGUUGGCUUCUGUGCCAAGAUUUCAGUGUACCAAUCUACCGAUUUCCUGUUUAAUGUCCCGA
Molecule: messenger RNA, 560 nt
Organism: Colletes gigas
Lineage: Eukaryota; Metazoa; Arthropoda; Insecta; Hymenoptera; Colletidae
Exons: 3
Coding region: 1-492 (163 amino acids)
Source: RefSeq, a predicted model, not a curated record